Branchiostoma floridae (Florida lancelet) is the source of this 1939-nucleotide messenger RNA. RefSeq names its product O(6)-methylguanine-induced apoptosis 2-like. The coding region runs from base 199 to 1233 and encodes 344 amino acids. Gene Ontology annotation, molecular function: chromatin binding; histone binding. NCBI's taxonomy places the organism in Eukaryota, Metazoa, Chordata, Leptocardii, Amphioxiformes, Branchiostomatidae. Gene Ontology annotation, biological process: epigenetic programing of male pronucleus. The transcript is spliced from 10 exons. The record is from RefSeq and is a predicted model, not a curated record. Gene Ontology annotation, cellular component: female pronucleus; male pronucleus; germinal vesicle.
UAUUGACUUGUUUUAUACUUUUUUGAUCAGAACACUAAUGUUUUGUAUCUUGUUGUUACCAACGGUUAUCUUUUUAUGAAUGUAUCUAUGGGUAUUUUCCUUUGGUGAGGUGAACAAUUCCGGGUCUAUUUUGUCAGUCGCUAGGGGAUUUCAAGGGUUCCGGGUGUUGUCAGGCACCGUCAACAAGUUUCAGAAAUCAUGGCGGACAGUGUGAAAAGUUUUGAUCAAGGUGAUGUACGGAGAAUUCACAGCCAGAGAAGUUCAGGGCGCCUCCACAAAGGUCAUGGAAUUGCAGCGGCCACAUCUAGCAUUCCAAGCAAAUUCCAGACAAUAGUUUCAGACAAUUCUGACAAGAAGGGCUUUGGAGCCAAAUCAAGAAGGUUCAAUCAUGACGAACACAUGAAUGAUCUACCAGGGCCUGGAUCAUAUGUGAGGCACGGAACACUAGAAAACACAAGUACAUCUCUCUCCAAGAAGGGCACUGGAGGAUUUGCUUCCAAGAGCAAGAGGAAACAGUCCCAUACCGUCCCGGCUGGCCCCGGCCCUGUUUAUGCCCUGCCAUCCUUGCUGAGGACCCAGGGGGACUUUAACAAGGCAGGAUGCACGGGAUCCUUCCACAGACCAAUAGCUGUCAGCACAGAGAAACCAGACUACAAGCCAGCUCCUAAUACAUACACUGUGGUGGAAAGUAACGUAGCUAAAAACUAUGGCCAACCUGUGCAGGCAUCAUUUAAGUCGACAACAAGAAGACCACCCCCACAAGGAAUACAAAUUGUCAAAUCAAAAGUGCCUGCACCAUGGCAUUAUGACAUCAAUGAUCAUCAGGUGAAACAAAGUGUCAAAGUCCCGUUUUCCAGUUUCAAGUCCACAUCAGAUAGAAUGAGGAAAGCUAACCUGAAUGAGAAUCCCGGUCCAGGAGAAUAUCGUCCCUUUGAGGAAGCUGACAAACGAUUAGGACAAAAAUUUCCGAUGAAGCACUAUCUGUGUAUAUCUGCCCCUGCCAUGCCCCUGCCCCACCCCAUGCCUGACCCGGGUCCUGGGGCCUACAACCUGGUCAACUACAAAGGUCCGCAGAAACACUACAUGUCCAGCUCCAUGUUUGUGUCCAACACCAGCCGCUGGACAUUCAAGGGGAAAGAACGAGACCAGCCAGGACCAGCCACCUACCAUCCAGAAGGGACAGGCAAGCAGUCCUUCAUCUACAACACAUAUGGAAGAUGGGUGCCCACUUAGUGACUGAAGCAUACAUGCUUGCAAAGCUCUUUAGAUGCCAUGCAGCUAAGAUAAUGUAUCAACAAAUCCUUUUCCUGAAUAGAAAUUGUUAGACUUGGUGGGAAUGCACUUUUGCAUCAUAGGCUGUAAUACUCAGGUUGGUCCAUCAAAAUGUGUCAUGGUAGAAUGAGUUUUGUACCUUGAUGUACCAUAAUAGAACUAAAUUCUGUCAGGAAUUAGACAUCUGUAUCUAUUAAAAAGUGUGCUGUCUGGUACUGAAAGUGAAGGCACCAUUACCUUGAAUAGAAUUUUUUGAGAAAAACAAAUCCAAAACAGGGUGCCAUACAGCUGAAGUAACCAUGGCAAACAUUCUUUAUUUUGGAGCUGAGCUGCCAUAUAUGUACCAGAACAGGUUUCUUCUGUACAGUACAUCCUUUGCAAAAUACAUCAGCAUGCACAUACUGUACUGUCAUUUAAUUGGACCAGAUUUCAUAAUAACAAAUUUCAAAAGCUGUUGUGCAUACUAGAGUCUAUAUCAUGAAGUAUCUAUUAUUAGGUGUAGAAUAUUUUUGUCAUCCAUGCAUCGUAUGCAUGGUAUUAAAUAUGCCCUGUAUGAGAAGUGUAUAUAUUUUGUACAUAUGUAUAACAGAAGAGAAUAUUGUAAAAACUGUUUGUAAUGUUAUCUGUGAAAUGAAUAAAAAGUGUUCAAAGCCUGUGUCAAAUAGCA